Messenger RNA from Bombus terrestris (buff-tailed bumblebee), 1653 nucleotides. RefSeq lists its product as uncharacterized. The record is from RefSeq and is a predicted model, not a curated record. The transcript is spliced from 2 exons. The coding region runs from base 166 to 1200 and encodes 344 amino acids. Gene Ontology annotation, biological process: intracellular signal transduction. NCBI's taxonomy places the organism in Eukaryota, Metazoa, Arthropoda, Insecta, Hymenoptera, Apidae.
UCGAAUUAUCCCUCUCUCGUUUUCACGGUUGUUCCUUGUAUCAGCCAUUAUUCAGAGGUGAACAAUGGUCGUGAUAGUUUGCUAGCACGUUUUAAACCGUUCUUGUUGACACGGGAUCAGUGCGUGUCGUUCUGCAAGCUUUUCCAUCGGGCAUAGAAAGAAAAGAUGGAGGUACUGAUCGACUGUUACUUCGACAAGCUGUUCGCUGAAAUGGAACGCAGUUGCUUGGCCUCUCGAUACAAACGUCGCGAGAUGGUUGGCUAUUUUUCAGAUGUGAUAAAUAGCUGUUCAGCAGCAGAGAACCUAGAUAAGCAAGACGUCUGCGAGAGGAUAGUAAUGUCUGCCCUUCGUUAUCACAACAUCGCAAUGAUGGAAAAUGGCUAUGUGUGCCUUCUUGGAAAGUUCCACAACGUGCUCUAUGUGGCAGCGAAACUUUGCUUCGACUGGAACCUGAACAACAACGAGAUUGUCUCCAGACUACUUAACGACAUAUUCUACUGCGAGAAAACGUUCGAGCGUAUUUUGGUUGGGGCCAUAUUCGGUACACGAGUGACUCACUUCCUGUCCGGUUGGAAAAGCGACUUCGAGGAUCGCGAAGAGAAUCUUCGAGCUCUAAUGUAUUUCUUGCAUCACGCUACAGUCGGAAGACUCGAGUAUCGUUGCGCGUCUUCGCCCGAUAAACGACGAUUCAUUGACGUUCCUAUGGAGUCUUAUGGACAGGCGUUGCCCUUGAGAGUGGCCAUUCAACACGGCUCUCCGGAUAUUCUUUUGAUCAUGCUCCGUUACGGGGCCUCGGUCGAGUCUGACAAAUUGGCUCCCUCUCCGCUCGAGAUGCUCCUGAACAAGCUGAGCGAGUACGACGCUCAACCCGGCCAAGAUCAGAUCGUGUACCCAGAACACUUGCUACUUUGCUUGAAACUCGUGCUGAGAACCGUGACGACUGCUUUCGUGAAGACGCCUGGACACAUAGCCGAGCAGAGCGGCAUUUUCAGCGUUUCCAUUUACGAACAGUACCCAACUCUGGUUGAGCAGAAGUUGGUGCCGCCGGAGAGAAGUGGCAUGAGUCCGCCGGAACUGAGGCAUCUUUGUCGUUGUCGCAUCCGAGAGACUUUGUUCGAGAACUGGGCGUUGCCGCACGGGAUUCAGAAGCUUCAGAUCCCGGAUUCGCUGAGGAAUUACUUGGACCUUCUCGGUGAUUGAGAAUACUGCGCAGAGGUGAUUACCUCUCAUGGCUGAAUGGGUUUAGGGAUUUUAAUCAUUGGGAAUUGGGGCUUUUUGGGAAUUGAUCUGUUUCGUGUAAAAAUGGAUAUAGUAAGUUUCAGCGAAUUUUCGAACUCUUACAAUCGGGGCCUUAUAAUACGCGUAUAAUGAUUGUAUUUUUUAACUUUAGCUUCUCAAGUGACUCAAAGUGUAUUUGAACCUUUCCGAAUUAUCUAUGUACGUGCUGUAUGUGUUGCGUGUGUUGCAUAGAUGUAAGUUAGGACAUUUUUAGCUACGUAUAAAGUGACCUUAAGAUAUUUGGAAAUUCAAGUAUUACGUGUAUUCUAUGCGAUAAUGUUUCUGUCUGGAAUAAAAUAAAUUCAAAAAUUUAUCAAAUAUAGUUUAAGGUACAAAGUUUAAAUUUCAUGUGUACGAAUUACAGAAUUCAUAAUA